Molecule: messenger RNA, 1668 nt
Organism: Suillus subalutaceus
Lineage: Eukaryota; Fungi; Basidiomycota; Agaricomycetes; Boletales; Suillaceae
Exons: 10
Coding region: 1-1668 (555 amino acids)
Source: RefSeq, a predicted model, not a curated record
AUGGCACACCGACACACAGAGCCAGAAGACAUACAAACCGCCCAUGACGCAGAUUUGUUUGAUCAAGAAGAGACAGACAGCACUAUGAGCGAUACCAAGGACUUUGUGGAUGCUGACUCGGAUCUCACUCAACCCUCAACCAGUGCCACAAUGCGAAUCGAUGACACAGAACAUUCUGACCACGUACCAGACGGCAAUUUCAUUCAACUUGUACCGGACGGCAGUCUCAUUCAACUUCCUUCGAUCAGCGCGAUGCGAGUCGACAAGAGGGAAAUGUGGGAUGCGCAGCAUGAGCAAGUGCCAUUCGGGAAGCGUCGGUACCAAGAAGUGGACUUUUCAAAGAUACUGCGUAAAACAGUAUACCAACAAGAAGAACGAGUAAAUGAAAUGAAGCGUAAAUUGCGUGCGAACAAAAAAGAUGAGGCUCAGGAACAACGACGUCUCGCUGAAGAAGACCGUGCACGCCACAUCCAUGAUGUCAACAACAUGAUUCAACAAUGGAAAGUGGCCCUAACAGAGCGAGAUACGCAACUGGCCAACAUUCAUAAGGAACUCGAGGCAGAAAGAGAGAGCGAGCUCGCCCAUAUGGAGAGACGAUUUGCAAGACGUGGUAGGCAACAGCAAGAGGACACGGAAAUGAAUGCAGAUCCCGCCCCUAGCAGCGCUCAGCAACCCAAGACGCCGCAAAAGCCCCUGGACGGAACACCAUGCCUCAAUGCAAUCAAACAGAUCAAGAAGACACGCGGAACAUCACACAGGACACGCCUAGUGUCACUGGUAGCGGAUCAGGAUGAUUCUGAAGGAUGUGCAGAAGACACACCCACCAUCGAGCGAGAGAUACCGCAAUCAAAACCGGGCGAUGCCUCCCCCAUGUCCAUGAUAGAGAGUUCAGUCUCCAAAUGCGUAGAAGCGGCAUUGAGACAAAUAUUCAUCGAUAAAGAAUUCCCAGUGACCACGAAGUGUAGUCCCCGAAGGAAAAAGUUAGAGGAUCAAGAAGGUGAAGUCCGGCGUGUCUUCAAGGACAAUUUCAAAAUCUCUCAAGACAGUGAUUUUAUAGUCCACCAGCCAGCUAGUCAUGAAGACGUGUACUCAUACCAACACGAAGAUGGACAGGGCCCCGACCCGCAAAACCUUGUAUUUGAUCUUGCAAACGGAUCGAGAACCCCCUGGAACGCUAAAAUUAUUGAUCUCCUGCUCAAGGAAUUGCAGAAGAGGUGUGCGCAAGAGGGGUGGCCAUUCCAGAGGUUGGAUAUGUACUACAAAGCGAUCUUGAAGGAAUGCUACAAGGGAGCAUUGGAGACUGCGGCGGAGGUGGAGGUUAGGUUAAACACAAAGAAAGACGAGACUCUCAAGGCGGUUCGUCAAUCAACACGUAGGCGAAAUAAAUAUGUCCGAAGAACGAAAGUUCUCAAAUAUCUCGUCGAGCUGAAGAGCGACCAAAAGCACGAGGACCUCGCGGCCUGGCAGUGGCUUCAAAGACUAGUCAAGAUUCUGGGAGACCAUGGAAUGAGCUCAGAAGAGAGUGACGUGGAGAACGAGUUCGAAGUUGUUUAUGAUUCACUUGAUUUUGAAGACGAACUUCCAGAUGAUGAGGGGUCUGCGUCAGAGGAGAGUAAUGAAAAUGAGGAGGAAGAUGACAAUAGCGAUAGCGACCAGUUGAAAGAUUAA